UCGACACAGCUUCGUCAAUUCGAUCUUCCGCUGCUUACUUCUGUUUACGAAAGCACAGCGCUUCAGCACAAAAGCAAUUCAUCAAGAUGUCUAUCGACGACCAAAUGAUUGAUUUCGGACGAAUGACUCCAAUAUGUUGUGCUGCCAACAUACCAUCUGAUGUCAAAGACCGUUUCAUCGAAGCCAAUCAAAACUACAAGAACCAGAUGAUCUGCUAUAUGGCUUUCAUCGACGAUCUCACGGCGACAUAUUCUGAUGAAUCCGAGAUCGGGGACGACCUUGGCACGAGUCAAGCACCUUUCAAAGACAAGACAGCCCAAGAAUGCCUUGAGCUGCUGCGCAAACUGCGUAUAGAGAACGAGUCCGAUAUUCGCUGUUCCCUUUUCAUCGUCAUGGAUGAGAGGACACUUCAGGACGAUACGGUGUUGCUGGUGCAAGCACCGUUCCUGGGGGAGGAGGGUGAGAUCAAGACUGUGCGUGCAGAAUUUCAGGUUGCGUACAGCCAGUUGAUGUGCUAUGAGAUGGCUUAUGAGAGCGAUAAUAUCGAGGCAGACCAAGCCGCGGCGCAAGCAACAGAGGAUGGAGUCCUCAGAGAGGCUGCGCUCAAAGAACGUAGGCAAGGGUGAGAUCCUAGAGUGGAGCAUUAUUUCCAUCACUCGCACGCCAUUCGUAUGCUCGAAGCCUCCACAGGCUAUGUAUCUGUCUCAUCGCUAGAGGCCGAAAUUCACUAGUGACAAGACCUUUCACAAGGUCAUAUUUCCGGGUCUGAACGGCUCGCUCUUCUCAUCUCCAAAGAGCUCCCGCAC
Cercospora beticola is the source of this 806-nucleotide messenger RNA. RefSeq lists its product as uncharacterized. NCBI's taxonomy places the organism in Eukaryota, Fungi, Ascomycota, Dothideomycetes, Mycosphaerellales, Mycosphaerellaceae. The record is from RefSeq and is a predicted model, not a curated record.